ACUCGAGACGGUCAGUCGGUAUAAACACAUCGCGGAAGACAAACCUGCUACAUCGUUACAUACAUUAUAUGUUAUGAUACGUGUUAUAUACAAACAUAAAUAACAUUAUAAUGUUUUUAUAUAACCUUGUAAUAUGUGUUGUGUUGUUCGCUUGUGGAGUAGCUAACGCAAAAGAAUGCGCCGACUGCGUGUCUCUGCGCUCGUGUCAAGGAGCCGUGAAUUUGGCGAUCGAGAGGAAAGACGACGCGUCCAAACGGCUUUUUAAAAGUGCCUUCUGCGGAUAUGCAAAUGGUGAACCUAAGGUAUGUUGUUCAGAUUUUCAAGAAUCAGAUGAAGUGCUAAGCCAUCCCAAUUUGCCGCUCCUGCCAAGUGACUGCGGAGACAUCGAUGGAAGUCGUAUAGUCGGCGGGAGAGUCGCAAAGCUGUAUGAGUUUCCUUGGAUGACUCUCAUAUCUUAUAAUACACGUGAUGGUCUACAAUUUCAAUGCGGAGGCAGCGUAAUCAAUUCGAAGUACAUUUUGACGGCAGCGCAUUGCGUGGUGCCAACAAAGAGGAUCGCUGGCGUGAGGAUAGGAGAGUUUGACGUCACCAGCAGGGUCGACUGUCAAGGGGAUCAGUUUAAACCGAUUUGCGAAUCUAAUCUUCAGGACAUACUCGUUGAGAAGAUCAUCACGCAUCCGGAGUACCAAGGCGAACCGCCCGUGCAAUACGACAUCGCUCUGAUGCGCCUCCAGACACCCAUCGACUUUUCAUUCAAAAACGCAGCACCAGUGUGUUUGCCAGUGCCAAGAUCUCUUCGGUAUACACCAUUGGCGGGUAGGAACGGAACUGUUGCUGGUUGGGGUGCUACUGAAAAGGGAACUGACUCUAAUGUACUGUUGAAGGUUGACAUUCCUAUAAAAACCGGUGAAGCUUGCCGCAGGUUUUACAACAAGAACUCACUCCCUGGAGUAGACAGGACUGACAAGUCCAUCUGCGCUGGUGAAUACAAGAAAGACUCGUGCAGCGGAGACUCGGGCGGCCCCAUGAUGAUCGAGGAGGACUACGAAGGUUCAUUCAGGCUGGUUCAGUACGGCAUUGUGUCAUAUGGGCCCAGGCAAUGCGGCUCAACCUUCCCCGGAGUCUAUACCGACGUCACUAAAUUCGUGAAAUGGAUUUUAGAUAACAUUGAACCUUAAUUUAUUAGUAUCUAUUUCACCUUCAAGCAUGCAAGUAACAAAAAUACAGCUGCCAUGUUUGUUUUUGUCGUCAAAGCUUCUUGCUGUACUUAUUGCAUUUGUCACUGAGGCGGUUAUUCAACACCAUACUUCAAGGGCGCAGGGCAGUGCAUUUUAGGACGUCUUUUUAGCGUGCUCUUCGAAGUGUUGCUCUGAUAACAUUACAGGCAAUGCUUUUCCCAACAUCAGCUGGGCUAAAAGAUAUUAAAGCGAAACCUACAUAUUUUUGAACAAGCUCACAUACAUUAUAUUUAUUAUAUUGUAGAUUUUUAACGAAAUCGCUUGAAGGUUGAAGCCAACUAAAAUUCAAAAUUACUUCCGUGAUGUGUUCAAUCAAAUACGCUCGUAAAGACAAACUUCCAGACGUAGAUUCUGACUGCUUUAAAAAUUGACGAUAAAAUUACGGUUGGCUUCAGUUUCGAGCACUCAUACCAGUGUUUUGUUAGCAAGGUACAUCGUAAUUAAUUAAUUAUAUUUUUCUUGUCUUAAGUGAUAAUGACGCCUACUUAUAACUUAUUGUAAUGUAUGAUCUUAGUAAUAAAUUCAUAUUUCUGACUA
Messenger RNA from Bicyclus anynana (squinting bush brown), 1775 nucleotides. RefSeq names its product CLIP domain-containing serine protease B4 (gene MP1). The transcript is spliced from 7 exons. Gene Ontology annotation, biological process: proteolysis. The record is from RefSeq and is a predicted model, not a curated record. Gene Ontology annotation, molecular function: serine-type endopeptidase activity. Bases 111 to 1178 code for a protein of 355 amino acids. Lineage: Eukaryota; Metazoa; Arthropoda; Insecta; Lepidoptera; Nymphalidae.